Messenger RNA from Eurytemora carolleeae, 2428 nucleotides. Its product is annotated as DNA endonuclease RBBP8. Bases 16 to 2403 code for a protein of 795 amino acids. Gene Ontology annotation, cellular component: site of double-strand break. The record is from RefSeq and is a predicted model, not a curated record. NCBI's taxonomy places the organism in Eukaryota, Metazoa, Arthropoda, Copepoda, Calanoida, Temoridae. Gene Ontology annotation, biological process: DNA double-strand break processing involved in repair via single-strand annealing; double-strand break repair via homologous recombination. The transcript has 15 exons. Gene Ontology annotation, molecular function: double-strand/single-strand DNA junction binding; Y-form DNA binding; flap-structured DNA binding.
UUCUUUACAGAUAAAAUGGAGGAUGCCCUUGGGGCACUAAGUCGGGAUGAGAAGGGUUUAAUGAGGAUACUUGAACUUCUUGGAGACACAUACAUUCCUAGCAUAGAGGCUGAAGAUUUUUUCUUCACUUUUGAUUGUGAAAGUCAGGAGGAUGAAGAUGGAGAUGAUGAUGUAUACAGUGAGGAAGAUGAAGAUGAGAAUAGAAGAAGAGAGAUGGGUGUCAAGCUGGCAUUACGACUAAUUGAUGCGGUGUUCACGGAUUUACAGCGUAGGUUGGUGAAGACGACAUCUAAACUUCGCCGGGGUGAAGCACAAGUCAGGAGAAAUAAAAGGAUUGAAGACGAACUAAUUGAGCUGAGAGCUAAGAAUAUCGAAUUAGAGAAGAGACUUGAACCUUGUAGAAGAGAAGAAACUGGUGCAGAGGGAAACCAGGAUAUCCUCUCCUGUUCAACUCUUGUGGAUCUUAUAAAUCAACCAGAGGAGUAUGCUCAAAAGGUAGAAAAGAAGGGAAGAGAAGAGAAGAUUGGACGAGUGGAAAGGAUUGGUCGAGUUGGGAAGGUCGGACGAAUUGAAGGGAUCGGGCGAGUUGAGCAGAUUGGACAAAUUGGAGAGGUUGGACGAAUCGGAGAGGUUGGACAAAUAGUAGAGAUCGGGCAAAUCGGACAAGUUGGCAAAAUACAAUGGGCUAAAGAUGAAAAUCAUGAAGAGCAAAGGAGGAAAAGGAAACGAGCAGAAGAUACCAAUUUAUUAAAGAAGCGGGGCAGACCAUCACAAAAGAUAGACCUAGGACCUGUAUCUAAAACUGAGCUGCUUGUUCCUGAAACUAUGCCGGUCAACCCUACCUCUGCAAUACCUGACUCAAGGAAUACGAAGAUACCUGAUACGCCGGAGAAAAGUUCUCUCACACUGUUCAGAGCACCCGGAGAAGGGGACCCAACCCUCACUACUCCGGAGAAAUCAAAACCUAACCUGAUAAAAACCAACCUCUGUUUGAUGAUGGAUACCAAGGAGAAGGAAGAGAAGGUUCAGUUAGCUCCAUCUUCUCCUAUUAUAUUCAGUGCUAAGAAUCUUCCUGUUAAGUUCAAACCAAAUGGAAAACCAUACAAAUUACACCGAGUCCACCAUGGUCAGAAAACGGCGGAGAAACGGAUGGUCGGAGAAGGAAAGCCGGGAGCGGAUGAGAACAAAGAGCUCUGCUCGGGAGAUAGAGUUGCAUCCAGACCUUCAGUUAGUGAUGCAUUCAGACCUACAUCUAGUGAUGCAUCCGGACCUACAUCUAGAGAUGCAUCCGGACCUACUGCUAGUGAACCAUCAAGACCUCAAGCAAGUAAAGCAUCGAGACCUAAACCUAGUGUUUUAUUUGGACCAAUGGACACUUGUGAACCAAUAACGUCGCAACAAAAAUAUCUAGACUUUGAACUGAAGAGAACAGUUGGAAUGAUUUCUCCUAAACAGCAAAAAGAAAUUGACAGGCAAACAUGGAAGCAGAUCAAUGAAGAUUUUGCACAAAACCAACUAAACAAGGGUUUAAAUUUAUCGCCUUCCAAGCUGAACGACAGUGAUUUUGAGAGUCCCAAUCUGUUGAAGAUAAGACCAGUUAGAGCCAGACCUGAUGUUGCGGAAUCUGAAGAAGACGAUAUCUCCGUAUUCUGCUCCCCUCCUGAACCCCUCCCAAAACCCAAACCUAAACCUGAGCGAAGAAUCUCUAAAGCCCAACCUAAGAUGAAGAAAUCUGAGAAUAGAUGGGGAAUUCAAGUCGAGGAAAUCACGGCAUCUCAGAAGAAACGCCUGAAAAAUCAAAAACAGUCAAAAAUUGACAUGUUUCUCGCAAAUGCGCAAACUAAAGCAAACGUCCGCCUUCGUGGAACAGAUUUAGAGAAAGCUCUUAAACUAUCUAAGGAAGAAUACGAACGUAAUCUGAUCAAGGGAAGUGAGACAGCUGAGAAUGAAAACAAUUCAAAGGAGCUCCUUGAAGACCCCAUUACAACGACUACAACAGAAGACCUUGCCGUGGAUGUUAAAGAUGGUCGAGAAAAUAAAGACCCUCAGUUAAACUUCGCCUAUGUAGGACCUUCCGUUAGGAAAAGGGAAGAUCGUGCCAAACUGAAAGGAUUUUCUUGUGCUGAAUGUGAAGAAUAUUAUAAUAUGAAACGUGACGAAGGAUUAUCGGAAGAGCAGAUUGCGAGCUUGAUGAAUGACUGUUCUAAGCACCGAGCCCUCUACCGUCCUCCUCUUACACCAGAGAAAUUCUGGGAUCCGGAGAUAAUAGAAGAUCCAGAAUCUCCCAGGAAUAAGACUCAGACUGGAGCUCCUCUAAGAACCAGAGCUGUGAGAAGAGCGGAGAAACGAAAUAAAUUACGGCGGGAGAAAGCACGAGAAGAAAAUGAUGAUUAUACCAUUUAAAUUGUUUUAUUUUAUUAAACGACAA